This is a messenger RNA of Aspergillus lentulus, 2250 nucleotides long. The record is from RefSeq and is a predicted model, not a curated record. NCBI's taxonomy places the organism in Eukaryota, Fungi, Ascomycota, Eurotiomycetes, Eurotiales, Aspergillaceae.
AUGUCUGACGCUCGUCUCUUUACUGUUCGACCGUUGUCAAAACAAGCAAGGAGUGACCAUAAGGAUGCGUUCCGUAUCUCUCUCUCAUCAUCGUCCCUAGCCGCGCUCAAACUUCGAGCAGGAGACAUUUGCAGUGUGAACACGCCCGGCGGAAGCCCAAAAACCGCCGUAGCCUGGACCGCAGCCGAAAAUAUACAGAGUACCGUCGUGCAAACUUCGAGGACAUUCCAAGAUUGUUAUGAAAUAAAAGUCGGAGAAAAGAUAUCUAUCAACAGGGCCGAAGAUCUAUUGGAAGGAAUAGAUCGCGUCUAUAUUACAGAAUGCUCUGAUGUAGAUCGCCUCACGAGAUACGGCGGCCCCAUUCCGCCCAAGGAAAAAGACCACUGGGCCUUUGCUUUGCGGUUUCCUCUUUCGAGAUGCGAACUUGUCGCUGUUGGUCUGACUUUCGACGUGGAGCUAAUAGGGCAGCGAAGAAGUUUCAAAGUUGCCAAUAUAAAGACAGCGACUAGGAAUCCUGCGAACACUCUAUUUCGCUUUACCGACAGCUCGGAAAUCAAGAUCGACGAUGAAUUUGAUGGCGUCCCAGAAGAGGCGCCAGCGGCAAUACAAGUAAAGCCUUCCGGUUUAGGAGGAUUGUCUCGCCAGAUCGACAGCAUCAAUGAGAGUCUUGCUGAUUUCAACUUGGUGCAAAAAUUCAGAAUGCCAUCUUUCUAUGAGCACAGUAGGGGUAUCCUACUAUAUGGACCUAAGGGGACAGGCAAAUCUGCCCUUCUGCACCAGAUACAAGCUGCAGGUUGGAAAAAGACGUUUAGUCUCGGUUCAUCCAUGUUCAGCCGAAACAUUGGUGAUGCGGAAGCUAAGGUUCGCAAUGUCUUUCAAGAGGCAGUACGUUGCCAGCCAAGUGCCAUCAUAAUUGAUCAGCUCGACUUCAUUGCUCCUAAACGAGCGUCGCUAGAUUCUCAAUCUUUAACAUCAGUACUAUGUGAAUGUCUAGAUCUGGCCAAAAGUGCUCUUGUGCUGGUUGUGGCGGCAACUCGCCAUCCUAACGACGUCGAUGACACACUCAGGACACCCCACCGUCUGGCAAUCGAGAUUGAAAUGCAGGUACCCACAGCGCAAGACCGAGCUGAAAUCUUGCGGGCUAUUUGUGGAAGCUCAUCACGCCAAUUGAACGAGGCGCUCAUCGACAUGAUUGCAGAGAAAACGCACGGCUAUGUCGGAGCUGAUUUGUUUGCGUUACUUCAGCUUGUAUGCCGUAAGGCGCGGCAGAGGCAGUCAUGUCACUCUCGUUCGCCGACUUGGCCCUGCGACGUUACAUCAACCCCUGACCAGGUGGCAGGUGUUGAGCUCGUUGAUCUGGAUAUCGAGGAGUCGGAUGUUAUGUUAGCUCUACAGGAAACUCGUCCUACGGCCAUGCGAGAAGUCUUCCUAGAAACACCGAAAGUCAGGUGGACAGAUAUUGGCGGGCAGCAUGAUAUCAAGAGGCGUCUCCAAAAGGCCGUGGAAAGACCUCUUAAAUUCCCCGAGCGGAUGAAACGACUCAAUGUGAAGAGUAAAAAGGGGAUACUUCUCUAUGGUCCCCCGGGCUGCUCUAAGACGCUAAUGGUGAAAGCACUUGCUACCGAAGCAGGUCUCAAUUUCUUGGCAGUCAAGGGUGCUGAAAUUUUGAGCAUGUACGUCGGCGAGUCAGAACGAGCUUUGCGUGAAAUUUUCCGAAAGGCUCGAUCUGCGAGGCCGAGUAUCAUAUUUUUCGAUGAGAUCGAUGCGAUCGCUUCACGAAGAAAUUCAUCUCACGGAGGUGUCAAUGUGCUCACCACUCUACUAAAUGAAAUGGAUGGCAUCGAGGAAUUGAAAAAUGUCUUGGUCAUUGCUGCGACAAACAAGCCCGACGUGCUUGAUCCAGCUCUGAUGCGCCCGGGUCGCCUGGAUAACAUUUUGUAUAUUGGCCCGCCAGAUUUUGACGCGAGAAAGGAGAUUCUGAACAUCUGGUUUCGCAAGUCCGUGGUCCAUCCCGAAGUGGACCUGGAGGAGUUAGCCAAACUCACUGAUGGUUAUUCAGGGGCGGAAAUUGUGAGCAUUUGCGAAACUGCAGGUGAUGCAGCAUUAGAUGAGGAAGAGGAGACUGGCCAACAACAGGACGUGAAGCGGGAACAUUUUAGAUAUGCGCUUGAGCAAGUGCAGAGACAAAUUACAGAUGCUGUCCGCGAAGAAUAUGAACGAUGGGGAAAGCCUGCAAAAUCAGAUCCUUAG